This is a messenger RNA of Phytophthora nicotianae INRA-310, 1884 nucleotides long. RefSeq lists its product as hypothetical. The record is from RefSeq and is a predicted model, not a curated record. The coding region runs from base 1 to 1884 and encodes 627 amino acids. Gene Ontology annotation, molecular function: metal ion binding; phosphatidylinositol binding. The transcript has a single exon. NCBI's taxonomy places the organism in Eukaryota, Oomycota, Peronosporomycetes, Peronosporales, Peronosporaceae.
AUGGCUUCGUGCCCUUCCUGUCGCGCUGGGGCCUCCCCGGGCAUGCGCUCGUGCUCGCAGUGCGGUUUCCGCUUCCCUGGCGCCUCCUCUGUCCUCUCCACUCACGCUGUGGGCAGCUCUGCCACGUCUGCAGGCAUCAGCCGCCGUAAUAUCCCCAAAGACCGCAACAAGAAGAAGAAGCCCAAAGAUAAAGACAAAGAACGAGGAAGCAGUAAAGAAAAAGAACGAGAUAAGAGCAAGGAGAAAGAGAAGAUCGAUGUCCCGCCGGCUGCAGCGGGGGAGGAAGCCGCUGCUAUUUACAAAAGAAUGCUCGCAGCCGUUCGAGGUGCUAAUAGGGAACACGACGAGGUUGUCUCGGCCUUUAAAUCGGACUGCAAGCAAUACGGACAGGGAGAACUACGGGCUCGAGUGUUCUACGAGGGGUUGUGUACAUAUUUUGGCAGUGAGCUUAUGCUGGAGCACAUGCUGCCACAGUUAGCGAGACUCAUCCCGGACGAUAAGAAGAGGAAGAAACUAGUCAAAGUUCACGUCAAGAGCAAGCGAGCAGGAGGAUCUACAGCUGUGGGCACUAGUACAGGCAGUAGAGCUUCCUCUCAUGCUCGAAGACCGAUCUCCAGCUCAGGUGUAGCCACAAACUCAAUGCUACCGACUCAAAUGAGACCGUCAGGGGACAGACGGCCGUAUUCAGCGUCGGAAUUGAUCCGACGCGAUAGUAUUGAAAGUGAUACGUCGAGUAAUACGAGCGGAGAGCUCGCUCCUGCGUCUACAGGACCAGCGUCCAGAUUGACGAUGAGCCGGUAUGCAGAGAACCCAAAAUGUGCUAUAUGCAGCGAGGUUUUCGAUCUUAAACGACGGAGACACCAUUGCCGCAAAUGUGGCGCGAGUGUGUGUCAUUCCUGCUCUCCAGCGAGAAUGUUGAUCUCACCAGACCAAGUAGCACAUGAGAGUAUGAAGAAAAAGUAUGACCCAGCGCACCCACAACGGGUCUGCACGAUAUGUGCCCCGAUUCUGCAGUAUUUCCAAGACGGACUGAACACGCAAUACGCCAAUUGCCAUAAGGAGAACCCGCACGAGGCUAAGACUCGACUACAUUUGCCGUAUAGUCGGUCGCUGGAGAGUGCUUGCCGCUCUGCAGCUGAUAUUCUAGGCAACUUCUUCCGCCCUGACUUCGGGGCGGAUAGCGAUCGCUACAUCCCCGUUAGCUUCCUCAAGCGAGCACAAGGCAUCGCUUUCCUCACAGUUAUUAAGGCUGGACUGCUUAUCACAGCCAAGAUGGGCACUGGUAUUGUGAUAGCCAAGCUUGAUGAUGGCUCGUGGUCUGCGCCGUCCGCAAUUGGUACCGCGGGUAUUGGCGGAGGCCUCGAAGGUGGAGGUGAACUUAUAGAGUUUAUGAUCAUUAUGGGCUCUAAAAACGCUGUCAAGGUGUUUCACCGUACCCAGGUAAACGUCGGUGGCGGUCUCAGUGUCGCAGUUGGGCCUUAUGGACGCGAUGCAUUAGCACAAGCUGCUGCUAGUCGAGGAGGCUUUAACGCCAACUACAGUUAUUCUCACAGUCGAGGACUGUUUGCAGGCAUAUCGCUACAUGGCGCCGUCAUUACGGCUCGAACAGAGAUGAACAGCAACUUCUACGGCCAGAAACUCACGCCCGAGGAGAUUUUGAAUGGAGCUGUUCAACACCCACGUGCUGCUCAGUGUCUGUACGAUGCUAUCGAUCAGGCAAUGGAAGGAAUCGCGCAAUUCGAGUCGUCAGGAGGCUCUCAGAGACGUGCAUCAGCUGCGCCUACUCCACCAGGACCAUGCAGCUCUUGCCGAUGUCAAGAGUUCGUCCCUAAAGCGUUCUCGAAAAAAUGCAAGACGUGCUCUCAUGUACACAACGUUACAUAG